Messenger RNA from Clarias gariepinus (North African catfish), 4836 nucleotides. RefSeq lists its product as uncharacterized. NCBI's taxonomy places the organism in Eukaryota, Metazoa, Chordata, Actinopteri, Siluriformes, Clariidae. The record is from RefSeq and is a predicted model, not a curated record. Bases 191 to 925 code for a protein of 244 amino acids. Gene Ontology annotation, biological process: immune response. Gene Ontology annotation, molecular function: tumor necrosis factor receptor binding. Gene Ontology annotation, cellular component: membrane. The transcript is spliced from 4 exons.
AGGGAGGGAGGAUUAGAGAGAGAGAGAGAGACGUGCGUGUUUGGGUAAGUGUGUAGAAUAUUUUUUUUGGCGUCAAAAGAAAAAAAAAACAACUACGCAGACACAGAUAUAAAUAGUGCUGUGUAAGGAGAGGAUGUGAACCCUCGAGAGUGUUCGGUGAAGCUGAGAGAGAAACCUGACGCCCGAGAGCAUGGAAGUGAAAGAGCAGCGCGCGGACGGAGGCGAGACGCACGAGAUUUAUACCAUGCUCGUGGAGCCAGACGCGUUAAUGCGCAACCAGCGCAGGCUCCGGAGGGAGAUCUGCGUCAGCCGCAUCGUCCUCAUCGUCCUCCUGGGCACAUGCAUGGCGCUCUGUGCCGCUUUUUACGUUCUGCAGGUCCACGGAACCAAGCAUAUUGAAACCCCAGACAAGGAAAAGGCAAACGAAACGUUGGCAGAACGUCAAACUGGCAAUAGAGACGAAAAGGUGGAUGUUCCGAUAAUUCCCGUUGCCGUUGCCUACUUGAAACAACAUACCUAUUCAGCAAACGCAACCUUGAAAUGGGGUGGUACUAGUGUGGGCUUGAAAGGUUUCAGCUUCAGUGACAGUGAUGAGUCUCUGAUCAUCCCUCAAGAUGGCAGGUACAGAAUCGGCCUACAGAUAACGUACAAAGGUGGAAAACAGGAAAAGCAGAUCAACCUGGCUCACAAUAUCACCAAGAUUUCAGAGUGUUCAGGGGGAAUUGAUCCCAUUCCCAUUCUGACCGUCCAUGAAACCAUUUACAUUGGGGAAUCCUGGAUUAAAUCUGUGUUCUCCGACAUCAUCCAUGUUUUUUGUAAGGAUGAUAAAAUCAGGGUGGUGGUGGACAACGCCAGUGUUCUCGACAAUGGUGGACAACUGGACCUCAAAUCCUUUCUCACAGUCCAGUUUAUUUCUGGACUUUAGCAGAGCUGGCUCAUCUUAUUUACCAACUUAUUCACCACCCUUAUUCACUAAACUAAUCAAAGCUGACUAACAAAGCUAACGUUCCAGAGUGUGAUUGGACGGCUGUGACACAUCUGUACUGUAUUUUCCUCUGUACCCUUUUCUGUUCUCGGCUAUUAGCAGGUGCUGUUUUUGUUACAGCUAAGUGAAUCGUAGUAAUAUAAUAUCGUACAGUGCCUAAGUUUGUGUGUGUGUGUGUGUCCGUGUGUGUGUGUGUUGUAAUGGUAGGCUUGGUAGGCUCCAGAAGAUACACUGAAGAUACACUACCAUUAACUUGUCAUAGGUCCAUGUGUCACAGGACCGUAAUGUUCCCUUGUUAUUUGUACAAAUUUAACCAUUGUUUGAUCAUUUUUUUAACAAGAAGAGAAUCAAGAAGUAUUUAAAUUAACUUUACAUCUAUAAAAUGCAAAAAAAUUGCCAUAAGGCAACAUUGUACCAUAACUGACUGCCACAAUUCUAUAACACAUUUGUUAGUAAGCGAUAAAGUGACUUUAAAUUAGAUGUGAUUUUUUAAUAUAUUUUUUAUUUGCACUACAAUCAUAAAUAAAUUAUUUUAAACAAAUAUAUAAGAAUAUGUAAAAGGUGUAAGAAAUGUUUUAGGGACAAAGAACAAGUAGAGGGAUUGAUGUGAUAGAGGUACAGCGGACACCAUUCGGCUAAAGCAUGGUAUUGGUGCUAAAAAGUGUCUCACCCAGGUGAAAAAGGGAAUUUUCAGAUAGGGUCAUAUAACACCGGUUUUAUAAUACUUAAUGCUUCUUAUCUCCCCAUUCAUGAUUAGGUUUUUUUGUAUUGUAAAUACGCAUAUAAAUAUAAAAUUUUAUAUUUAUAGCAGAUAAAAUUUUAUAUUUAUAGCAGAUAAAAAGAAACACAUUUGUUAAAUACAGCACUUUUCAUGCCCUUUUAUGUUUGUAGUGUCCAUUACUUUUUUGAAUUUCAAUGAUCUUAACUAUCAUUCAGAUGAAUUGUUGAGAUAUUUUACAUGGUUACGGACACUACAGAUUUUUAAAAAAAGCUAUUUAAUCUUUUACCAAACACCAAUUUAAACCAAAUUUUUACAGGCAGUGUUGGGUGAAAAGGAGUACUUGGAUUACUUUUUUGAUGCAAUGAGUAAUCUAAUGCGUUAGGUCCGUCAUUUAAGUACUCAGUUAUUUAGUUACUUUUUCAAAAUUGUAAUCCGUUAUUCCGACAAUUUAUGUAAUCCGUGAGCCAGACAGCAGUCAUUCCCAAUUCCUUGUGUGUGUGUGUGUGAGAAAGUCGUCCUACAAGCCCUGCCCCGAUACCCCCCCCCUUGUUAGUCCUGCUGUUAUAGCCCUAUCUUACUUAUGCGCUUUGACACAAAAAAGUUUUCAUGUUUUGCAAUAGAAAAGUACUCUAACUAGUUACUUUUAUCGGAAAAUAAUGCUGUAAUGUAACUUUUUAAUGACAGUUAUUUUAUAAUGUAAUUACGUCUCCCAACACUGUUUACAGGUAAUUUGCUUCUAUAAGCUUACACAAAUUUUAGUAUCGAUACUUAUAAUGUUUAAUUAUUGAAAAAAAGAUUAAAAAAGAAUAAUUCUAUAUUUUGCAUUUUAAAUGCAAAAUAUAGAAUUAUUGAAGUGAGACAGUAUAACACUGAAAAUGCACAUAUAAAAUCAUCGUACCUAAACAGCAACUUGUAAUUUUUUAGGGAAGCAAGAUUGGUCCUUUCCAUGUUGUAUAAACUCCAGAAGUAGCUUCUUUGUCCACACACAUUUUUUUCUGUAUUAUAUGUAUAACAUACAUUAAAAACAAACAAACAAUAUAAUCAGCACCAAUAUUGUUUUGGCCACAUUUGAGAUUAGGGCUUUUAAAUUGAUUUACAGCAUCCUUUAUAGUAUAAUGUUGCCUUAAAAAAAAAAAGUAUAUUGAUUUUGUCAAAAUGUUUAAAUUAAAAAAACAAAACAAAACAUGUAAUUCCUAGAAGCUAAAAGUAUCAAAUGUCUAUCAUAGAGUUUUUUAUUAAUUUUUUUUUUGUAUAUUUCGUGAUUAUCUAUAGUAACAUUACCAUACAAAAAACUAAACAAAACCUGGUGCUUAACUAAGCAGGUACCAUUUAAGGUGCUGGUCAUCGAUAAUGGAAAGGCCUAGAAGAAGCACCAACGCAGGAAGCGGUGUGUAUGGCUAAAAACGUAGGGCUGCAGCCGGUCGCGCUAGCUAAGCACAAGCUUACUCAGGGCGUACAUUUGAUUCUUACCAUCAAGAUGUCAAGAGAAGUUACAAAUAGGUGUGGUGUAGAUAUUCUGUUUCACCAAGCAAAGUUGCGCUAAGUUUCUGUAUAUAGGAUUUAAGUCGCUAGACACCUGGGCGUAUUUUAGUUGCUAGCUGCUGAAUUCACACAUUCGUUUUCGUUUGCAAAAAUCCGAUCAGAAAAUAUUUAACUUUCCUGAGGAUUUUCCUUUAAAAUUACAAAAUUACAUUCCAGUGUAGCCUUUACAUUUAAAUAAUAAGUUUCGAAGGUGCGAUAUUACACUACAUAUUAAAAAGGAGUGAAAGAAGGCACCUUUAAAACUUAGUUAUAAAAUUCUUUCAGGGUCCUUUUAGUGUCUUUAAAUGUGAAUGAGCUACUGCUCCCUUCAGAGCGCCUUGCGGAAAUGCAUUGCUUUUGCCAGUCAGAACAGAGGAAAAUUUAAGUCUCUUAAAAUGCUAAUCUAAGCUAGACAAAGGGUUACGUCAAUUGUAUUGUUCUAGUUUUCCUUGCCUGAGAUGCCAGAGCGUUUUCCAGCAUCCAGAUAGUUCAGACUGCACACUCUGCUUCUAUACAAAGGUACAACUUAAAAUAGUCUCCAUCACAAGCAGUGCACACACGCGCCAUUGUUGAACCCGACUCUGGAAUCCUCUUUGAAAUUUUCCUUUGUUGCAGUUGAUGGUCUCCUGCUGAGCUCCAGAAUGUUUCAGAGAUCUGACACUAUUGACAAGAGCAAGGUGUACAGACGGAUGAAGAAGUUUAAAUAACGGAAAACCAGCGCUAAAGAAAAAAAAAAACAGUGCGAGACCGUUAACUGUGACAAAGAGGGUGUACUUAAUUAAAACGAUUUUUGCGAGAUUUUUGUUUGUUGUAUUUUAGCUACUGAGUUUCAAAACACCGCUUCAAAUUAAAAUGCCAUGCUAUGUUGUAAACGUGUGACUUGGUGAAUGUUGAAUGUAGCGGACAGUUCCGUUACACGAUAAAGCUACGUUUAGCUGGUGCUAUAGGCUGCAGCAAUCUAUAUCGUAUACAUAUAUACAGAUUUUCUGUAUAUAUAUACACUCAGGAAACAGUCACCAUUAAUUUUUUUUUUUGUUGCCCUGAGCCAUGUUAAAAUAAAUUCACAUUUUUUUAUGAGAUUAAAUUAUCCCGUCUCCUGCGGUCAUGUGAAAACCUUACUCUCAGUUAAGUAUGUGAGAAGUCGAAUAAGCACUAUACUAUAUAUGCAUAAUAUAUACUUUAUGGUAUAUAUAGUAUAUAGUAUUUACUUUAUACUUUAUAGUAUACUUUAUUCUUAUUUAUAAUCCAGAGUAUACAAUAUAAGAUCUUUAUAUAGAAGAGCUUUGUUUUUUUUCCCCCUCUUUGCCUUACUGUAUAUUUAAGCAAAUUACUUUUCUGUAGUUCUUUCACUGUUCAUGUUAUCUUAUUAGUCAAGGUAAAUGUGUGUUUAAACAUGAUUGAAUGCUGUGUGUUGAUGUUGGCUUUUUUUUUUAACAGUGUCCCGAAAGAAAUUUGCAAUAAUAACAGAAGGUAUAAAAAAAAGCUUUUAUUAUCCUGUUUGUAUUUUUGCUCAGUGUGUAUACUUUAAUUUGAUUCAUGUAAUGUGGAAAAAGGUUGUAUGCUAUUCUUUUUAAAUAAAAACCUAUUUUCGCUUGUGUUUCUGACAAAA